GGGACACGCGACAAUUUGAUUCAGCGUGAGCGUCCAACAGGGGUGAGGAAACCAUUUCCACAUGGUAAAAUUGAUCAAUUUAGGGACAAAAUGAACGGUUCAAAUCGCCCAGGUCCGAAUAUAUUGAUCACAGGAACCCCGGGUGUCGGGAAAAGCACAAUGUGUCGUCUGCUCGCGGAAAGAUCAGGCUUAAUGUGGCUAGAAGUGAGCAAGUUAGCUAUUGAAAACAAAUGCCUGGAGGAGUACGACGAGGUUUAUCGAUGUCCUGUUUUAGACGAGGAUAAGCUCCUGGAUGGCAUGGAACCGGCGAUGCAGGAGGGUGGAAAAAUCGUGGAUUACCACGGUGCAGAAUUCUUCCCAGAACGUUGGUUCGAUAUUGUAUUCGUGCUGCGAGCAGACAACACUAUAUUAUACGACAGAUUGGUGGCGAGGGGUUACACUGGUAAGAAACUCGAAGACAACAUUGAUUGCGAGAUAUUUCAGACGAUAUUGGAGGAAGCCAAGGCCUCGUAUAGGGAUGAAAUAGUUCACGAAUUGCAGAGCAACACACCUGAAGAAAUGGAGCAAAAUGUAAACAGGAUAUGCCAGUGGCUUGAGCAGUGGAAAAUUGACAAUAAAUAAAUCGAAAUUUU
Molecule: messenger RNA, 632 nt
Organism: Neodiprion fabricii
Lineage: Eukaryota; Metazoa; Arthropoda; Insecta; Hymenoptera; Diprionidae
Gene: Ak6
Product: adenylate kinase isoenzyme 6
Exons: 3
Coding region: 91-621 (176 amino acids)
Cellular component (GO): nucleus; cytoplasm
Molecular function (GO): AMP kinase activity; ATP hydrolysis activity; ATP binding
Source: RefSeq, a predicted model, not a curated record